Molecule: messenger RNA, 1600 nt
Organism: Brachypodium distachyon (stiff brome)
Lineage: Eukaryota; Viridiplantae; Streptophyta; Magnoliopsida; Poales; Poaceae
Product: transcription factor PCF3
Exons: 1
Coding region: 400-1329 (309 amino acids)
Cellular component (GO): nucleus
Molecular function (GO): DNA-binding transcription factor activity; sequence-specific DNA binding
Source: RefSeq, a predicted model, not a curated record
AAUUAAUUAAUUAAUUAAUACUGCCCAAGUAUUGCCCCUGGAUAGGUCUCACAGCCACCGGGGCACAAUUACUGCCAUUAAUUACCAGGAGGUUAUAUAUGCAGCGGUAGGGCAGGAGGUAGGGCAUAGACUCACAGAGAAGAAGUAGAGAUAGCAGUUGGCCCCGCUCCAAUUAGCCUCCAAUGGCGUUUUUGAGCUUAGGAAGGUUGCCCAUAACGUAAACUCAAAAUCCAGCCCUACCAGAGUACCCCACAGUCCACAGAUAAUCCAUGGCCAUCUCUCUCUUCCUCCUCUGGGGUCGUCUCUGACCUCUCUCCAUCUCUAAUUUCUUCCUCCCUGCUACUGCUAGCCCCACACCGCACGUGCGCCUCGUCUUCGUCCUCGGCUCCGGCAGGCUUCAUGGAGCAGGGGGCGGCUCCGCCAUCGAGCACUUCCAACCCCCACCCCCACCCGCAGCACCACCACCAGUUCUAUUACGUCCCGCCGCCGCCGCCGCCUUCGCUGGCGAUGACUGCUCCUGCGGCGGCAGGAGGGCAGCCGUCGUCCUCGUCGACGGCGCUCGCGGUGCCGGAGGCGGGGAAGAAGGCUGUGGUGGCGGCGGCGGCGAAGAGGCCGCCAAGCAGGGACCGGCAUACGAAGGUCGAUGGGCGGGGCCGGAGGAUCCGGAUGCCGGCGAUGUGCGCCGCCCGUGUGUUCCAGCUGACCCGAGAGCUGGGACACAAGACGGACGGCGAGACCGUGGAGUGGCUUCUGAAGCAGGCGGAGCCGGCCAUCCUGGACGCCACCGGCUCCGGCACCGUCCCCGCCAACUUCUCCUCCAUCGCCGCCUCCCUCCGCCCCUCCAACCAUUCCUCCAUGGCCCCCAUGCUCGGAAGCUUCCCCGCCCAUGGCCAUGGCCCCCAGCAGCAAGAAUUGCAGGAUCCUGCAAUGAGGAAGAGGAACUACAUGGAGGAAGAAGGGGGGAUCUUCAAGGUCGAGGGAGUUCAUGAGAAGAAGCCCAGGAUGGAGAUGGGCCAGCAGAUGGCGAUGGCGCCGAUGUCGGCGCCUGGGGCGAUUACGGGCCCAAUGUCGUCCGCGUGGGCGGGAGGCGCCUUCUGGAUGCAGCCCAUGUACGGCGGCGCCGGCAGCGGAGGGAGCAGCAGCAGCAACGCGGCCCCAAGGCAGUUCAUGGCGUCGAGGAGCGGCGGCGGCGCCAUGGCCGGGGACACGAGCCUCGGCAUGUUCAACCACUCCUACAGCGGCCGCUCCACCGGCGGCGAGCAGCAGAAUCAGAAUCAACAGGGCCGCCCAGGAAGCAGCAAUGGCGGCGGCGGCGCGAGGCAGCAAUAAGUAAGCAAAGAGAGGAACAAGCCACGGAUCAAUCAACUGCUUAGUUUUACUUUCGUUCGAGGACAAACUGUGUUCGGUUUAUUUUUUAUGUUUCUUUUCGAUUCUAGAUUAUUUUAGCUUGCCUUUUUUUGAUUAGUUAUAAGUCCAUGGUUUGUGCUCAUGGAUCAGGUGAUGAUUAGGAGGGAGGGAGUGGGUCCAAUUGAAUCAGGCACUGUAUUGUUUAAGAUGAUCCAUAUCAAUUGAUAUUCAGAAGGCUGUUUUUUUUAACCAA